CUUACUGAGUGAUAAGUACACACACACACACGCACCCGCACACAGACGAGAGAGAGAGAGAGACAGAGAAGGAGAGACAACAGGUGUGUGUGUGAUAGAGUGUAGAGAAAAGAAUGAGUAUGUUUCUUGUUCUGUUGCUACAGCUGUUCUUCAGCGUCAGCCAGGCGACUAAUUUCUUAGGGACAGUGAUGACCUACGACCCGGAGACCAACAGCGAUGGAAUAUUCACAGUGGCUCUUCGCUUUAAGACAAACUUCCAGACGUGUAGUGCGUACAUCCCCUGGGAAUGCCGCACCGGUGAUUGUACGACGGUGUUCUUGGCGUCUCAUACGGUCUCUAACGAGAGCAGCGGAGAGUGGUGUCACAGAGAGGGACUCAUGAUUCUGCAGAUUACCGGCAACGAUCCCUUUCAGCUUUGGUUGAACGGUAACGCCUGGAAAAGCAACAUCAAUGGCAUUGUAUCAGUGAGAGCUUUGACUCUGGUUGAUCCGAGGACCCGGUCUGACACCGGCAAAGCCAACAGAUCACCGCAGACCACCAUGCUGCCAGUCCUGAGAGUUCCUUCAAACUGUCCGAGACAAAUACGCCUGUUGGCGUUUGACCCAGAUGGAGACAAUGUGCAAUGCAGAUAUGGAAACCAGUCCCAGUUUGAAUGUAACCCCUGCACACCUCCGCCUGUUCUCACCCUCUCAUCGUCAUGUGACCUGUCAUUCAGUGCCACCAACAGCAGUGCCGAGGGACUUUACGCAGUCCAGCUGGUGAUGGAGGACUCUCCUGGGCAACCUAUCACCCUGGCCCGCGGCGGUGUGGUGACGCCGAUAACUACCACCACCCCAAUCAGUAAAAUACCUGUCCAAUUUGCUUUUAAAGUGGAUCCUGCGGUGCCCUCCUGCACAGGCGGACUCUAUUUGCCCGGGUUCCAGUCUCCAACCCCAGCCAACAGAGCUCAGCUGCAGGCUUCAGUCAACCAGGUCCUGCAAAUCAGCAUCAAAGCAGUGGCAGCUAACUCAGCGAUCUCCGAGCUGCUGUUCAGCGGACCACACAAUAUCAACCAGACCAGGUCAGGAGCAGGAGACUUUACCCUGAGCUGGACUCCAUCAGUAAGCCAAAGUGGAGAGAACCAUCCAAUCUGCUUUGUUGUCCAAGCAGUUUCCGGUUCUAACAGGUAUCAGUCUGAGCUGCGAUGUGUCAUCGUAAUUGUCGCAAACAGUGAGAGACGCUUGCCUCGAGCUGUGCCGGCAUCCCGGAACAUUACCAACGCUACAGCUAUUGCCACUACUACUCCACCACUGACUUCUCCCACAACCGUGGCAGUAACUUCAGCAGUAUCCCAACCCAGUACUAUCACUACAACCACGCCCACAACUACUCCAGCACUGACUAUACGCACAGCCGUGGCAGUAACUUCAGCAGUAUCCCAACCCAGUACUAUUGCUACAACCACGCCCACAACUACUCCAGCACUGACUCCACCCACAACCGUGCCGGUAACUUCAGCAGUAUCACAACCCAGUACUAUCACUACAACCACGCCCACAACUACUCCAGCACUGACUCCACGCACAACCGUGGCGGUAACUUCAGCAGUAUCCCAACCCAGUACUUUUGCUACAACCACACCCACAACUACUCCACCAACUACCCCCAUUAACACCACAACUACACCAUCAACUAUCCCCUUUACCACCACAACUACCCCCAUUAACACCACAACUACACCACCAACUAUCCCCUUUAACACCACAACUACACCACCAACUAUCCCCUUUAACACCACAACUACACCAUCAACUAUCCCCUUUACCACCACAACUACACCACCAACUACCCCCAUUAACACCACAACUACACCACCAACUAUCCCCGUUAACGCCACAACUACACCACCAACUAUCCCCUUUAACACCACAACUACACCAUCAACUAUCCCCUUUACCACCACAACUACACCACCAACUACCCCCAUUAACACCACAACUACACCAUCAACUACCCCCAUUAACACCACAACUACACCACCAACUACCCCCAUUAACACCACAACUACACCACCAACUAUCCCCUUUACCACCACAACUACACCACCAACUACUACCUUUACCACCACAACUACACCAACAACUACCCCCUUUAACACCACAACUACAGCGGCAAUUACCACUGCCAACACGGAGAUAACUACAACGACAGCAGGACCCGUCCCUACAGCUGGACAAGUCGUCCUGCGGCUGAAGGCGAGGAUCACGUCUGUGAUCGAGUUAACAGAGGACGAGAUCAGGAACAUCGUCCUUCCACAGUUUAAAAAUCAACUGGUAACAUUAGGAGUCCCGAACAGCGUCAAUGUGACUCUAGUCUCUGUGCUCUAACUGGAUAUAUGUAAAGAAAACAGCCACUGACGCCCCCUGCUGGUUCACAGUCACCACCACUGAUCAGCUCCUGUGGAAAACAUCAUUUGUUGCAAGGACUUUAAUGAUAGUUAGAUGUUAUUUGGUCAUUGUUUUUGUUAUCAGAAUGUAGAUAAAUGUCUUAAAUCUUCAUAAUCGGACAAAGUUACAGCAUAAAUGUUUACUAACGACUAUUUCCAGUGAAAACAAUCUGUCAGAAUGAAACUUCACCUCAGUCGACUUCAGCUUCCUCCCUGCAUGUACUACUAAUGCUAAUGCUCAAGCUAAUAAUAAACAGAUAGGUAUAAUAAACAGUUACAAUUUGUGAGCUACAUGUUUUAGUUUUGCUGUAAAUAAAAGCAUUUUUUUUGUA
Molecule: messenger RNA, 2757 nt
Organism: Solea solea (common sole)
Lineage: Eukaryota; Metazoa; Chordata; Actinopteri; Pleuronectiformes; Soleidae
Product: mucin-2-like
Exons: 10
Coding region: 114-2366 (750 amino acids)
Source: RefSeq, a predicted model, not a curated record